AUGAAACCUUAUACCUACCAACAUCGUGUAUCAUAAUUAGAUGAUAUGGAUGAUCACUCAGUGUUGUCUAAGUCCAAAAUGCAUGGAUUCUAUUAUUAUGCACAUAUGUUGGGAAUCUAUUACUUACUUGAGCUUAUCUAUUUUAAUUAGUUAGGGACUAUACUAGCUAAUUCGCCAACUAUCUAAGCCGUAAAGAGAGAUGGCAUUCUAAUGAUAAUCUGGGCUAUUUAUUCAUUCACCUAUCCAUACACAGUUUACUUUUCACAUUUAUAUGGUAAGAAGAUGUUGCUAACAUUGUUCAUUUCUCUUCCAUUUGUGAUAUUUCCAUGGUUUACAAUUAAAUAUUAACUGGGCUUUAUACCUGGAGCUUUUGUUGGUGCCAUGGCUUGCAUUGGAUUUAUGAAGGAAGUUUCUUAUCUUAAACAUUGUAAAAAACCAAUAGGUCUGUGGGAAUUCUUUAUUUAUAUGAUUACUCCUGCAUUGGUAUUCUAUCACGAUUAUCCAAAAACAAAGAAGAUCAGAUUAGUUUAUUGUUUUGCAAAGCUAUUUAAUAUAGCGUAUUUUGAUAUUCUUGGUGCUGUAAUAAUAGCUAAGCACAUUGAGCCUUCAAUAAUAGGAACUUCUGAUUAGAUUCUACAAACAAUAUUGCUGUUAUUUCCCUUGACUGCAUUUUGGAUAGUUCUUUUCUUCCUAACCUUUGAAAACAUAUUAAAUUUAUUGGCGGAAAUCACAUAUUUUGGGGAUAGGGAAUUCUAUCAUGAUUGGUGGAAUGCAACAACCUUUGAAGAAUUCAAUGCAAAAUGGAAUACAGUAGUAUAUGCAUUUUUGCAUACACAUGUAUAUUUGUAAUUGUAAGAAUGGAAAGUACCUCGAGUAUGGUCAAAAGUACUUACCUUUGCAUUUUCAGCCUUGCUUCAUGAGAUAAUAUUGAUAGCAGCUUUACGAUAAUUCACUCCUUUUAUGACUUUCAUCAUGUUGUUACAAGUUCCAGUUAUGAUGGCAUUGAGAUUCCUAAAGAACACAAGGAUAGGGUUGAUUUACUUUUGGUUUAGUUUAUUGCAUGGAGUCCCUAUUAUCGUUAGCUAUUAUGUGUUGGUUUGA
This is a messenger RNA of Paramecium tetraurelia, 1101 nucleotides long. RefSeq lists its product as uncharacterized. Gene Ontology annotation, cellular component: endoplasmic reticulum membrane. The record is from RefSeq and is a predicted model, not a curated record. Lineage: Eukaryota; Ciliophora; Oligohymenophorea; Peniculida; Parameciidae. The transcript is spliced from 3 exons.